Syngnathus acus (greater pipefish) is the source of this 3278-nucleotide messenger RNA. It is a transcript of the gene itih2, whose product is annotated as inter-alpha-trypsin inhibitor heavy chain 2. Gene Ontology annotation, biological process: hyaluronan metabolic process. Bases 95 to 2935 code for a protein of 946 amino acids. Lineage: Eukaryota; Metazoa; Chordata; Actinopteri; Syngnathiformes; Syngnathidae. The transcript is spliced from 21 exons. Gene Ontology annotation, molecular function: serine-type endopeptidase inhibitor activity. The record is from RefSeq and is a predicted model, not a curated record.
UUCCCAUCUGCUUGCAAGUAUUGAUCGUGUGGAUCCGAACCAUUUGCAAGGGAUUUUCACUGUUCGCUAGCAGGACGAGCUGAGCGCUAAGAACAUGAAGCCAAAAGAGAUUUUUCUUUUUCUCCUCAUCGCGCUCUUGGGCCUCCAUGAGCACCGUUGCUUUGAGUUUGUCAUCGACGGAGAAUGGGAGGACGAGUCAGAUCUUCUCAAUCACGGUGACAGACACAAGAGAGCCAUCUUGACCAGCGAGGAACAGGAAGACUUUGAGGCCAUCCGCGGAGAUGACAUCACCGUCAAGAGCUACAAGGUGGAGAGUCGGAUCACGUCGCGGUUCGCCCACACCACCGUCCGGAGCUCGGUGGUCAACUCGGGCUCCAAAGCCCAAACCAUCGGCUUCAACGUGCAGAUCCCCAAACGAGCCUUCAUUACCAACUUCACCAUGAACGUCAACGGCAUCGUCUUCACGGGCUCGGUGAAGGAGAAGACGGUGGCCAGGAAUCUGUACGCUCAGGCACGAGCCAAAGGGAAGGCCGCGGGCAUCGUCAGAUCAAACUCCCAGGAGAUGGAGACCUUCAAGACGGAGGUGUACGUCCCUCCCGGAAGCAACAUCGAGUUUGAGCUGCAUUACCAGGAGAUGUUGGAGAGGAAGCUGGGAUUCUACCAGCACUCGCUGCACCUGCAGCCCGGGAGACUGGUGCCUCAGUUGCAGGUGGACGUUUACAUCUUUGAGCCCAAGGGAAUCGCCACGCUGGAAACGUCAAACAACUUUGGGGACAAGUUUGCCGAGCUGAUCGCAGUGACGCAGUCCCCACAGAAGGCCCACGUGGUCUUCAAGCCCAACUUGAACCAGCAGAGGAAGUGCGACAACUGCACGCAAAGCGCCAUCGACGGCACCCUGAAUGUCAAAUAUGACGUCAAGCGGGACAGCAACGCCGGCGAGCUGCAGGUCUCGGACGGCCACUUUGUCCACUUCUUCGCACCUUCCAACAUGUCUCCGCUCCCCAAGAACAUUGUGUUUGUCAUCGACGUCAGCGGGUCCAUGUGGGGGGUCAAAAUGAAACAGACGGUGGAGGCCAUGCAGGCCAUCUUGGACGACCUCACGGUAGAGGACCAGUUCAGUGUCAUCGACUUCAACCACAACGUGCGAUGCUGGAACGAAGACUUGGUCCCGGGAUCCUCCGUACAAAUCUCAGACGCCAAGCGAUACGUCCAGAACAUUAAACCGGUCGGAGGCACCAACAUUAACGAAGCGCUGAUGAAAGCGGUGCAGAUGCUCGUGAGGGCAUCUAAUCAGGGGCUCAUCGAUCCUCGAUCGGUCUCCAUGAUCAUCCUGGUGUCGGACGGAGACCCGACAGUGGGCGAGAUCAAGCUGAGCACCAUCCAGAAGAACGUGAAGAAGGCGAUGAGGGACGACUUCUCCUUGUUCUCCUUGGGCAUCGGCUUUGACGUGGAUUACGAUUUCUUGGAGCGCAUCGCCAUGGACAACCGCGGCAUCGCCCAGCGCAUCUUCGCUAACCACGACGCAGCCGAGCAGCUCAGGAACUUCUACAGCCAGGUAUCCAAUCCUCUUCUGCGGAAGAUCACCGUCCAGUUCCCGGAGGACUCCGUGUCUGACGUCACGCAGAACCAGUUCGACAAAUUCUUUGGGGGCUCCGAGCUGGUGGUGGCCGGCAAGGUGCAACCGUUGGAGGGUGACACCUUGACCAGCUUCACCACCGCAUCGGGUGCCCUGCUGGACAUCACCUUGGAAACGGAGGUAGACACUUCCAAGCUGGACAUGGAGCUGGCCAAGCAGCAACACUCCUUCACGGGCUUCGCCAGGCAGCUGUGGGCUUACAUCACCAUCAAACAGAUGAUCAGCGAGAGGUCUUUGGCGCCAAGCGCCGCCAAGAAGAGAAAGAUCACCCAGCGCAUCCUGGCGCUGGCCAUGGAGCAUCAGUUUGUCACACCGCUCACGGCGCUGCUGGUGGAGAGCGAGGACAGCAAGGAGAGGCUGCUGGCCGACUCCCCGAAGGACCCCAAGCAAGGCUGCUGCUCAGGGAGCGGAUUGGGAGGAGGUUCCAGGACUUUGCCUCCGGUGAAGGUCGUCUACCAACCUCCGCCUUGGGUCCAGAUGACCACGCCGGCCCCGCCCAGCCAUGUGGAAAAAGGCCCGGAGGAGUGGACCAUGUUAAAGACGGUCAACUUAGUGGACAACGACCCUCACUUCAUCGUGCACCUGCCUCAAAGCAACAUGGACGUCUGCUUCAACAUCGACUCCGAGCCCGGUCACAUCCUCAACCUGGUGACCGACAGAGGCGCGGGCCUGGCGGUCAACGGACAGUUGAUCGGCAACAAAAUGGCGCACGACGGAAAGCGGAGAACCUACUUCGGGGUCAUCUCCGUCUACUACCAGCCGGACGGCAUCGGCGUCGCCGUCAGCGCCGACGACAUCGCCUUCACCGAUGGCAAGAACAACCACAGCUUCACCUGGGGCGCCACGGCCGACAUCAUCCAAAACGGGGUGAGGAUCUCCAUCGUGAAGGACGCGCAGGUCACCGUCACCAUCAACCAGAGCAUCAAGGUGACGGUUCUUCUCCACCGCGUGUGGAAGAAGCACCCUUUCAACGUGGACUUCCUGGGUCUCUACCUCCCCAAUGACAACCAGUACUCGCCACUGGUCCACGGCCUCAUAGGUCAGUUCUCCCAAGAGCCUGAUGUGACCAUUUAUGACAUCCGCGAUGGCGCCGACCCCCAAAAGAAGGAGGCCACCAUGGAGGUGAAGGGCAACAAGCUGCAAGUCACCAGGGGCUGGCAGAAGGACUACAGACGCGACAAGCGACGCGGCUCCGACGUCUACUGCUGGUUCGUGCACAACAGCGGAAAAGGAUUCAUCGACGGCCACUACAGCGCCUACAUCGUCCCUGACCUCGACAGCUUCCUCUCCAUGGAAUAGGAGAGUCCUCAACAACAGGAGAAAAAGAAAAGAGAAAAAAUAGGACUUUUUUUUUCCCACCAAUGUCUUAUUUGCGAGUUCAUUAAUCCCAAAGUUGAAAUAAUGAUUGGUCACGUUGAAUUGAUAGAAAACGUAUCAUCAAAGCAAUCUGCCGGUUUGAAAAAAAGAAAAAGCCAGAUGAAAAAAUAUUGCAACUCUGACGUAGUAGAUUAGAGAAGGAGAAAAAAGUUUGCUCAAGCCAGUUUGGAGAAGUCCUCAUAGGCGACAUCCACGCGCGUUCCCUUUUGUGGACCCUAAGGACGACAAGACACGGUUUUACUUUCUGGGUCGCCGUAGCAACGAC